GCCCGGAAGCCUACAAUUGAAACCGUUACUAGCCCCGCCCCUAACCGGCUGCACGGAUUGGGCAAUAAGGCAGAGUUGCGCAGGCGCAGCCUUUCCUGAUGGCCCGCCCCGGAAAGGUCACGAGCCUGCUCCCGGAAGUGCUGGUGUUUGUAGCGGGCGUGAUGGCGUCAAGGUUACUUCGCGGAGCUGGAGCUUUGGCCUCCCAGGCCCUGAGGGCCCGGGGUCCAAAUGGAGUCUCCGUGGUGCGCUCUAUGGCGUCUGGAGGUGGUGUUCCUACUGAUGAAGAGCAGGCGACUGGGCUGGAGAGGGAGGUCAUGCUGGCUGCACGCAAGGGACAGGACCCAUACAAUAUACUUGCCCCAAAGGCAACCUCAGGUACCAAGGAAGAUCCUAAUUUAGUCCCUUCCAUCACCAACAAGCGGAUAGUGGGCUGCAUCUGUAAGUGCUUCUCUACUGUUUUCUCACCCUUUUGUUUGUUUGCUUAUUCAUUUUUUUGUCUGUGUAGAAUGUGGGAUCGUAGUUCCCCAACCAGGGAUGGAAUCCACGCCCCCUGCAUUGGAAGCACAGCAUCUUAACCACUGAACUGGCUGGGAAGUCUCUGUUUAAGUUUUUGGGUUUUUUUUUUUUAAUAUUUAUUUAUCUGGCUCUGCCAGGUCUUCGUUGUGACCGUCGGGAUCUUUAUUACCGUGUGUGAGAUGUUUUAGUUGCAGCACACAGGAUCUAGUUUCCUGACCAAGGAUGGAACCCAAGCCCUCUGCAUUGGGAGCACGGAGUCUUAGACACUAGAGCACCAGGAAGUCUCACCCAUUUGUUUAAUUUAAUAUCUGUUUAGUAUGGAGGAUGUCUAUUAGUUUUUUCACAUCUGUUGUCUGUGAAUGUAUAUAUGUAAAGAUACGUGGAUAAAUGUUUUAAAGGUUUUGACCCUCAGGCUCCUUGCCAAAGUAGGUCACCCUCACUGUAAAGAGGCCUGGAACAUCAAUAAUACUGCCUCAGUGGAGAGGUGGCGUGCAGAAAUAUUCAUCUAGAAAAUGCUGUACUUUCUCUUUGCCAGACACCACAUCAGGCAUUAGGUAUACAUGCCAAAAUAGACCCAACUUUGGGGGUCUACACAUGCAGGGAACUAUGAGAACCUAAUGAGGAACUGAUAAAGAGGUCAGUUUACUCACAGGUAAACUUGGCCACAGUUCCUUCAUCUGAAAAAUGGGAUCAGCUUGAACUGACCUUAAGGUGUCAACCAUAGCUUUAUUUGCAUCUC
This is a messenger RNA of Odocoileus virginianus texanus, 1255 nucleotides long. The record is from RefSeq and is a predicted model, not a curated record. NCBI's taxonomy places the organism in Eukaryota, Metazoa, Chordata, Mammalia, Artiodactyla, Cervidae.